UUCGUUCUCCGUAUUCAGAAAGGUACAAACUACUUCCCUUACCUAUUGACAAAGUCUAAUAAGCCAAACAAAAAGCAAGAUAAUGGCAAAAUGUAACAAGUCUCUUGUCGUGAUUCUCCUCCUCCUUCACAUCCUAUGCUUGCAAUCACAAGUGAAUGGUUUUUCUCGUCAACCUUCUCGCCAGUUAAUCUUCACACCCCACAAACGUUCGGAUUCUGAUCCUCAACAGGUGCACAUUUCGUUGGUGGGCAAUGAUCAUAUGAGGGUGUCAUGGAUAACCGAUGACAAACACUCAGAAUCUGUGGUGGAGUAUGGAACAAAGAAAGGUGAAUAUAGCACAAAAGCAACGGGGGAACACACUUCAUACCAUUAUUUCUUGUACGAAUCCGGCAAGAUCCACCAUGUGGUAAUUGGGCCUCUUCAGCCCAACACAAUUUACUACUACAGGUGCGGAGGAUCGGGUUCUGAGUUUUCCUUCAAGACACCUCCACUAAAGUUGCCUAUUGAAUUUGUUGUCGUUGGGGAUUUGGGACAAACUGAAUGGACAACAUCAACCCUAAAACAUGUGGAUAGCAAAGACUAUGAUGUGUUUCUACUACCUGGAGAUCUAUCCUAUGCUGAUACCCAUCAACCUCUAUGGGACUCCUUUGGUCGUUUGGUGGAACCCUACGCUAGUCGUAUACCAUGGAUGGUUACAGAAGGCAACCAUGAAAUCGAAACUUUCCCCAUUAUCCAACCAAAUGGUUUCAAGGCCUACAAUGCUCGUUGGCCCAUGCCAUACAAGGAAAGUGGCUCCACCUCAAACCUCUAUUACUCAUUUGAUGUUGCUAGCACCCACGUCAUCAUGUUGGGCUCUUACACAGAUUUUGAUGCACACUCCCAACAAUACACGUGGCUUCAAUCUGACCUAGCUAAGAUUGAUAGGAAGAGGACGCCUUGGGUGAUUGCAUUGUUGCAUGCACCUUGGUAUAAUACUAAUGAGGCACAUCAAGGUGAAGGUGAAGACAUGAGACAGGCCAUGGAAGAGUUGCUUUAUGAAGCUCGUGUUGACUUGGUCUUUGCUGGCCAUGUUCAUGCAUAUGAACGCUUUACUCGAAUUUAUGACAAUAAGGCUGAUUCAUGUGGUCCGUUGUACGUGACGAUUGGAGACGGAGGAAACCGUGAGGGGCUUGCAUUAAGGUUUAAGAAGCCUCCUAGCCCACUUUCUUUGUAUCGGGAGCCAAGCUUUGGUCAUGGAAGGUUGAGAAUAGUGAACGAAACACAUGCAUAUUGGUCGUGGCAUCGCAACAAUGACACCGACACAUUUGUAGCUGAUGGUGUUUGGAUUGAGAGUUUAAGCAACUCGAAAGCUUGCUGGAAUGCACAAGGCCAGCAUGUUGCUCAUGAAGAGCUUUGAAAGCUCAACUUUGACACCCAACAAGAAAGAGAAGCACUUUAGGAAAAAUUAUUAAAUAUACUCUAAAAUUACAACUACUAUAUGAUCUAUAAACACAUGGCUAGGACUAUAAUAUUAUUUUUCCUAGAAAUAAGUUUAUGUUGAACAUUUUCUCAUUUUUAUUAUGUUGUGUGAAAAAAGUAUUACUCACCCUUGCUGUACUUUUUCUUUUGUAAACAAUAAUGAUGAGGUUUGAAUUUACGAAUUCAUGUAAUUAUGUUAA
Molecule: messenger RNA, 1658 nt
Organism: Glycine soja
Lineage: Eukaryota; Viridiplantae; Streptophyta; Magnoliopsida; Fabales; Fabaceae
Product: purple acid phosphatase 22-like
Exons: 5
Coding region: 83-1396 (437 amino acids)
Molecular function (GO): acid phosphatase activity; protein binding; metal ion binding
Source: RefSeq, a predicted model, not a curated record